Molecule: messenger RNA, 2286 nt
Organism: Leptopilina heterotoma
Lineage: Eukaryota; Metazoa; Arthropoda; Insecta; Hymenoptera; Figitidae
Gene: Mrgn1
Product: probable E3 ubiquitin-protein ligase MGRN1
Exons: 9
Coding region: 158-1885 (575 amino acids)
Biological process (GO): protein ubiquitination
Cellular component (GO): cytoplasm
Molecular function (GO): ubiquitin protein ligase activity
Source: RefSeq, a predicted model, not a curated record
UUUAAUUAUAGCUAACUUCAGUUGACCUCCCGCAGGUCAUAAAGAAAUGAUUGAAAAUGGUAUUUUGUUGUGAUUAGUAUAAAAAUACAUUAAAGUAAUUUUGAAAUUAUUGAUACACUUACAAUUUAAAAGAAAGAAAUUGCAGUGACAGAAAAAAAUGGGAUCCUUAACGAGCCGACAAAAUGCUGGCGUUGAGGAAGUUGACAUUGUUUCGAAUCAUGCAUACAAAUAUCCUCCUCGUUCUGGUAAUUAUUUUGGAAGCCACUUUAUCAUGGGAGGUGAAAGAUUUGACACACCACAACCGGAAGCCUACUUGUUUGGGGAAAAUGCAGAUCUUAAUUUUUUAGGAAGUCGACCAACACCAUUUCCAUAUCCACCGCCGCAAGCAAAUGAUCCAACAAAAACAUUGAAAAGUUUAGUUUAUAUAAGAAAAGAAUCUCUUCGUCUCGUUCGCAGUGUUGACAAUGCCGCGACUUCUCAACAAACGACAGAUAUUAAACAUUUCGGCGAUGGGGAUCUUGAUAAAAAAAUGAGAUUUAAUAUUGAAUUCACAUUUGAUUGUGACGUUAGAUGUGCAAUUACGAUUUAUUAUUUUUGCACCGAAGAAGUCACCUCGAAAGGAGUCGUAUACGUUUCUCGAGAUCCAUCCUUGAAUUCUGAUACGUAUCAUUAUAAAAAAGGUGCGAAUCAACAAUUUUGUCAAGCUUUACACGUAUUUGAUCCAACACCAUUCACUGACGAGGAAUUAUUAUACAGCAGUGAUCGGGAAAUAAUUCCAAUCGCUAUUCAUUGUGUGGCUGAGGAAGGUUCUGACGAUCCUAAACAAUCGCAUACAACAAUAGCUGUGAUUGAAAAACAUUCUGAUGGAUCGUACGUUUUGAAGGCCCUCAAACAGAAAUUAUUCGUCGAUGGACUUUGUUAUUUACUGCAAGAAAUUUAUGGAAUCGAGAACAAAAAUACAGAAGAUGCCAAACAGGUAAAUGGCGAUGAAGAUGCAGAGGACAAUGGAUCCGAGUGUGUGAUUUGCAUGUGUGACGUACGAGAUACAUUAAUUUUACCAUGCAGACAUCUUUGUUUGUGCAAUGGUUGCGCGGAUUCCCUUAGGUAUCAAGCAAACAAUUGUCCCAUUUGUCGAGCUCCAUUCCGCGCUCUCUUACAAAUUAAAGCUCUUCAAAAAUCAUCGGGUUCGAUAAUAUCGAAUCCUGUACCGCCUCCGCCUCCACCCGGCUUACCAGAGGGAAGCUGUGAAAACAUUCCAUUAGGAUACGAAGCAGUUUCGUUAAUUGAAGCUUUGAAUGGACCGUACAUUCCUAGAGUAGCGACAACUGUUUUGCCGUGCUCUGAAUCUCCUGACUGUCCACCUGACAAUGCGGACACAGCAACAGCAAUUCAAGCCGCAGAAGUCCUUAAUCGUUCAACAGAACGGACUCCAGUGUCGAAACAUAUUGCCUCUAAAGAAACGUUGGACAUUUCCUCGAGAACAAGUGGAACUCCCUGUACGACACCCGAAUUUCGAAUGUCUGUCUUAUUGGCGAAGGGCGGCGAGAACUCGACAGGAUCACAAAAAUCAGAGCUUCACAAUCGUUCGCCGGCCGUGAGGGCAAAAAUUACCGGACAUUCACGAUUGGAAAAGUCGAAUCUCAAUCGAACAAGAGACACUCUUCGUCUUGUCAAUGAAAAACAACCCGUUUCACUCUAUGAGUAUUUACAAGGACAGGGACAGGACGAGGACAGCGAGGCUGAGAAAUUAUCUCCUUUACUCGAUGCUGCAACGAGUACAGAAACUUUAGAUACUCACAAUCAUCGAAUGUGUGAUAUGGACAUUGAUGACGAUAUGCAAAAUGGAGAAAGUGAAAAUGGCGAGGUGACGUGUCACUCGCGUUAGUAAAAACUCAAAUCUGGAAAUAAUUUUAAAUGGCGAUUUUUUCCAUUUUUUCAAUCAAACUUUUUAAAAAAUUUAAAUGAUUUUUUGAAAAAAGUAACAGAAUUCUAGUUACUUGCUAACAAUUUAUUAUCCACCACUGUUAGAUUUUUAAAAUAUUCAAUCGCGCAUUUAAUUUGGGAAACAAUUCCCCUUCUUAAAAAAAAACUAAAUCGUCCAUAAUUUUAACUAUAAAGAAUAAAAUAAUUUCCUCUCAGUUCUCAAAUGAUAUUCUUUACAAUUUAGAAAUAUUAAUUACUCAAAAUCGAGCCUUUGAUACGUAAUUAUAAUGCCAGUAGAUUAAAAAGAUUAAAAAUCAAGUUCGCAGUUGAAUUUUUAUCUAUUGAAAAAAUUUUCUUUCUAGU